Molecule: messenger RNA, 2481 nt
Organism: Chaetomium fimeti
Lineage: Eukaryota; Fungi; Ascomycota; Sordariomycetes; Sordariales; Chaetomiaceae
Exons: 3
Coding region: 135-2267 (710 amino acids)
Source: RefSeq, a predicted model, not a curated record
CAUCUAUCCCUCCAUCUAUCAUCCAUCGUCCUACGCCCUUGAUUCCCUGCUGGGCCGUUCUGCCUUGUUUUCUACUCUAUUACUAGCGACUCUAGACUUUUGUUGACCCCGUCCCCAUCAUUGUUUACGUCCUUAUGCCGCCGACAAACGCGUCGCAAUGUGUAAACAUGGACUCUGAAGAGAGAACCGAAACGAUGCACAAUCUCGACAUGAAAUACCGGCAAGCCACCCACGACUGCGAUCUCGUGGUCAAGAACGAAGAAACACGCAGGUUAAAGCUGCGCAGCAUGGUGCUCCGUGACGAGACCUCGGGAGUCAAGGACCAGCUUGCGCAAAGAGACCUACGUGUUAAGGAGCUUGUUGCGCAAAUCGACGAUGUCCGCAGCCAGCUAGACAGUGCCCAGGAGAAAUCCCGCAGGCAGGAUAACCUGAUGCAGUCUCAAGCUCGCGAGAUUACCAACCUAAAGGAGGAACUCUCUGCUUUCAACGCCGUGUCGCAAGACUCAGCCAAGGUCUUGUCCGAGAAGCUUGCCCUCUCCCGGGAAGUCGCCGUCCUCAAGCCCGAAUUAGAACACCUGCGAUCGCAACUCGCGCACCAGAAAGAUGUGCUUGCCGAGAAGCUAGCUCUAGAGCGCCAACUUAGUACGUUGGAAGUCGAGCUUGCUAACGAGAGGCGAGCUGCGGAGAAGGCAGCACAGAGGCAAGACGGCGACAAUGAAGUGGAGGAAGACCUCCGCAACCAAGUGCGCGAGCUGGAGAAAGAGCUGGCCAAGGGAAAGCGUCUCGCUGAGAAGAAUCUGAAAAGCCACGAGAACAAGAACAGUGAAGCUGAGGGCGAGCUGCAAACACUCCGGGAGCAGCUGGCUACGGUGGAGGAGAGCCUUACUGCCGAAAAGCGCAGGGCGGAACAGCUAGCCAAGGCCAAGUCCAACACGACAUCAGAAAUGCAGGAAGAAAUGGAGGAACUUCGACAAGGGUUGGAGGAAGCGCAAAAGGCCCUUGCUGCCGAGAAGCGAGCAGCGCAGCGGCAAGUGAAGAGGGAAGCCGAAUCAGCUUCUGAUGAGGAGCUAACACAGCUCCGGGAGGAGCUUGCCGAGGCUCGGGCGGAAUUGGAGGGGCAGGCCAAGGCGCAGGAGAAGCUUCGAAAGGAAAACGAGCAGGCCCAAGUCGACGCCGAGGAACGGCAGCAAGCUGCGUUUGACAAGGUGGACAGGCUGCGCAGUAAGCUGCGUGACGCACAGGACGAGCUCAAGAAGUGCCGCACCGAGCUGGAGAAGGCACAGAAGGCGCAGGAGCGUGCGGCGAAGGUUUCUACCGUCGCAACUACCACAGUGCCGCUUAAGAGCGCCGGUGCGAAGGCGAACGCGAAGAAGAAGAGGUCAGCGGAUGAGAUGAGUGUGGAUGAUAAAGUCCUCCUCACCCCUGGCAUGGACGACCGGCCGAAGCGUCCUCUUAAGAAGAGGGGCUUCGACCUGUCCAUGGUCGGCGGAAAGUCCGAAUUCUCCAUCACGCCCUUCCUCAACAAGACGCACAAUCCCGAUGGAUCUCCGAAACCCACAGACAACGACACCACGCCAACCGCGGCGGUCCAGUCCCGACGCGCCGAGGAGGCCACUACCGCUGAGCCAACCGCUGAAGAGCCAGCUGCCGAAGAGCCAGCCGCCGAAGAACAAACCCCCGAAGAGCCAGCAGCGGUCGAAUCCUCAGCUACCAAGCCCGCCUCUGCAACAAAACUUGUAGAAAAGCGGCCACGCGGCAGGCCCCGCACAAAGCCCCUCAGCGACUCCUCGCCCUCCAAGAAGAACCUCACAGCCCGGAACCGCAAAGCUCCGCGCGUCGAGUCAACGCUUGACAAGGUUACCGAAGAGGCAGAGGAAGGUGACAGCAGCACCAACCAAGAUCAAGAGAACCGCGCCGCCAACAAUGCCAGCCCAGCAGCCAAACCGACAAGUACCAGCGUUGCUGCCAGCCUCAGCAGCAUCCCGGAGAAAGCGGAGCCCAAGAAGAAGAAGCGCAAGCUGCUCGGGGCAAAUCCCUCAACUCUGUUCGAUGGGGGUGAGGACGAGGGUGAGAAGGUAAAGCCGACUGCUACUGCUGCUGCUACUACGAAGCGGCCACCAAGUGCCAAAGCUGCUGGGGCAAAAGCCAGCGGCAAAGGCCCUAGUGCUGCGAGGUUCGGUGCGGGCGUCAAGAAUGCCUUUGCCGGGGCCUCGUUUUCGCCGCUGAAGAAGGAGAGGAGGGGUGUAGCGGCCAGCUUCUUGGCAUAGUCGUCGUUGUGAACGGGUGAUGUUGGUCUUGUGGUCUUGUGGUCUCAGGCAUUUACUUCUGGUGGGAACUAGGCACGAUUGGGUGGGCAUAUUUCGGCGUUGCGAGUGUGUUGUUGCAUUUGGUGUUCGGGUACUGGUUAGGGGUUGGGCAUAUCGGUGUUUUUGUUUUUUACUGCACAAUCAAUGGGACACUUUUGAUUCUCAUCUUCUGGCA